Messenger RNA from Cheilinus undulatus (humphead wrasse), 2610 nucleotides. It is a transcript of the gene g3bp1, whose product is annotated as GTPase activating protein (SH3 domain) binding protein 1. The record is from RefSeq and is a predicted model, not a curated record. NCBI's taxonomy places the organism in Eukaryota, Metazoa, Chordata, Actinopteri, Labriformes, Labridae. Bases 164 to 1654 code for a protein of 496 amino acids. The transcript is spliced from 12 exons. Gene Ontology annotation, molecular function: mRNA binding. Gene Ontology annotation, cellular component: cytosol; ribonucleoprotein complex.
UCAUGUUCGGUUGCGCAGAUGAAACCGGUAAGCGAGUACUCCAGCACGUUGUGAAGCCGCUAGUGCUACUGGCUGCCGUUGAGGUGAUUCAAAGAAAUCACUCGUUUAUAAAUCUACUAUUUUUUGAUAAUUGACCCACUGAGAUUUCAAGUUGACCAAAGAAAUGGUGAUGGAGAAGCCAAGUGCCCAGCUGGUCGGGCGAGAGUUUGUCCGACAGUAUUACACACUCCUGAACCAGGCCCCUGACUACCUGCACAGGUUUUACGGAAAGAACUCCUCCUACGUUCACGGCGGCCUGGACAACAACGGCAAACCAGUCGAGGCUGUUUAUGGACAAUCUGAGAUCCAUAAGAGAGUGAUGGCUCUGAGUUUCCGCGAUUGUCACACUAAGAUCCGACACGUGGACGCCCAUGCCACCCUGAACGAGGGUGUGGUCGUGCAGGUGAUGGGCGAGCUGUCCAACAACAUGCAGCCCAUGAGGAAGUUCAUGCAGACGUUUGUGCUGGCACCCGAGGGAACGGUUGCAAACAAAUUCUACGUCCACAACGACGUGUUUCGUUACCAAGACGAGGUGUUCGCUGACUCCGACUCUGAGCCCCCUGAAGAGUCUGAGGAUGAGGUGGAGGAGCUCGAGGAGAGGGUCCCCUCCCCAGACGUCGCUCCAGAGGAAUCUGCUCCUUUCUAUGACCCAGCAGCCUGUUCGGAGCCAACUGUUCCCGGUGAAGAGGAGGAAGCUGCAGCAGCGAGUCCAGAACCAGAGCCUGAAGUGGAGAAGGAGGCUGAGGCUGCAGUGGUGGAGCUGAAACAGGAGUCUAUACUCGAGACACAAACAGACGCGCACACAUCCGAUGACCAGUCAGAGAAAAGCCCUGCCAGCGCCCCACCCACCGCAGAACCCAUUACUGUGCCCGCUGAACCCACCCCCGCCGCUCCAGAAGAAAACAGGCCGUUCUCCUGGGCGUCUGUCACCAGUAAGCACCUUCCUCCCAGUGGGGCCGUCCCAGUCUCAGGAAUCCCCCCACACGUUGUCAAAGCCACUCCCACAGCAGCGCCCAGAGCGGAGGUAAAGCCAGAGUCCCAAACAGCCACACAGAGACCACAGAGAGACCAGAGACCGAGGGAACAGAGGCCUGGAGGCCCUCCGCCGGUACACAGAGGGCCCAGACCAGCCAGGGAAGGUGAGCAGGGCGAGUCGGAGGGUCGCAGAGUUGCCCGAUACCCCGAUGCACACCAGCUCUUUGUGGGAAACGUCCCUCAUGAUGUGGACCGGGCUGAGCUCAAGGAGUUCUUUGAACAGUAUGGUACAGUCCUGGAGCUGAGGAUCAACAGUGGAGGGAAGCUUCCAAACUUUGGUUUUGUUGUCUUUGACGACUCUGAGCCUGUGCAGAAGAUCCUCAGCAACAGGCCCAUUAAGUUCAGAGGCGACGUCCGCCUCAAUGUGGAGGAGAAGAAGACUCGGUCGGCCCGGGAGGGCGACAGGCGGGACGUGAGGCCCCGUGGUCCAGGAGGUCCUGGCGGUCCCAGGGAGCGAAUAGGAGGCGGCGGCGGACCACGAGGACCCCCGGCUCGUGGAGGAAUGGCACAGAAACCCAGUUUCGGCUCCGGGCGGGGCGCUGGGCCAAAUGAGGGGCGCUACUCCACCCAGCGCCAGUGAGACAUGUGGGCACCAAACCUGAGUGUGAUUAUUUAACAGUCUCACCUCGCUUCAGAGGAAUUGGAUAACCCAAACUCUAACCAAAAGGCCCUUUUGGAGAAAGAAUAAGUCUGAAUUGUCAAUUUUAAGUUGGAUUUCUGGUGUUUAUUCACACAAAGGCACUGGUUUUCUGAUUUCUAUUCUCUUUAUUCUUUCUCUUUAAUUUUAAAUAUUAAAAGGGGAUUCUGUUGGUAAUCAGCGCAGGUUUGGUUGAGUUUUCACCAUCAUGUCACGCCAGCUCCUGCUGAAUACAACAGCCAGUCUCGACAUCUGUCUCUCAAGAAGACGGCUGCCUCCUCUUCCUCCCCAGGCUCCCUCCAUCCCGCCUGAUUCUUCUUCUUCUUUCUCACCUGCUGCUUUUUGUUUCCCUCCGAGGAAUCCAGAAUGUCACUCCUCUUAUUUCCCCCUCCUUUCCUCCUCUUUGUCGCCUCCUUCACCCGCACACGUAUUACUAUCUGGACUUUUUUUUGGUCAUUUUUUGUUUUGUUUUUCAUGCUGAACUUGAAUUUAUUAAGAAGCAAACGGAAACACGCAAACACAUGAGAAAAAGGGUAAAUACUACUUGAAUUGGGGAUUAAAAAACCCAGAGGUUAGGUUUUUCGCGUUCUCUCUCCCUGUUUCUUAAAGGAACGUGUACUUUACUGCUUGGGCAAUCCUGUGUAUUGCUGCCACCGUUGUAUCUAGCGAUGGAUCUGUCUUAUCUUUUUAUUCUAUCAGGUCAAGAGCUGAACUGUAGUGGUUUUAUUUGAGUAAAAAUGUUGGCUUGUAAUAUGUGGAUUCACAGACGCGUCUGAAUGGAGCAUGUAUCAAAUCCUGUUGAGGCUUCUUCUACCGAUGCACUUCAUUUGUCAUGUUUUAAACGAACUCACCUGCCGAUGAGAGAACUAAAUUAAAAGUGAUUUACUGUUGUAAAAAUC